AUGGCAUCCUGGAUCCAACGCCAGAGUGGAUCUCAUCACACACAGCUUGCGGCUACAGCAGUGAUUUCGGGAGCUGCGGUCGCUGGUGCGAUACUUGGCUACCAGGCUUUCAAAAGGAAGGAUGCGGUGCAGCGCCUCAAGGCAUCCAUCCCAGAUGUCAAUGACCAACACCAUGUUGAAAAGCUCACAGAAUACGGUGUCGCGGCUGCAGCGCAGCUGAGCAAGGAAGAUGAACGCAGUGCGCUCCUCGCUCGGAGAGCGCAGGAAGGAGACUACGAUGAUGAGCUCAUCCUCGAACAACUUGCUCGAAACCGUGUUUUCCUGUCCGAUGAAGGCCUCGCGAAGCUCCGCUCGUCAUACAUAAUCGUUGUCGGAUGUGGAGGAGUCGGGUCGCAUGCUGUGGCAUCCCUUGCCCGCUCGGGUGUUUCCAAGAUCCGCCUGAUCGAUUUUGAUCAGGUCACGCUUUCCUCCUUAAACCGACAUGCUCUCGCGACGCUGGCCGACGUCGGAACGCCGAAGGUGCAUUGUAUCCGCAAAAGACUGGAGCAGAUCACACCGUGGGUGAAGUUUGACUGCCGGAACGAACUCUUCGGGGGAUCAGUCGCCGACAGACUUCUUGCGCCUUGGAGUUGGGACGACAACGACAAAGGACACAAGCCUGACUAUGUACUGGACUGCAUCGACAACAUUACGUCCAAGGUGGAGCUGCUUCAUUACUGCCACUCGCACUCCAUUCCCGUGAUUUCGGCAAUGGGAGCAGGAUGCAAGUCAGACCCUACUCGUGUUACGGUUGGUGAUAUUUCACUUAGUACGGAUGAUCCGCUGUCGCGGAGCACUCGUCGACGCCUCAAGUUGUUAGGCGUCAAUACCGGUAUCCCUGUUGUUUUCUCCACUGAAAAGCCCGGUCCUGGUAAAGCCACUCUUCUUCCACUCAACGAGGCAGAAUUCAGCAAAGGAGAAGUUGGUGAACUGAGUGUAUUGCCCGAUUUUCGGGCGCGGAUCCUCCCUGUGCUGGGAACAAUGCCUGCAGUGUUUGGCUACACUGUGGCGAACCACGUCAUUUGCGACAUUUCCGGCUAUCCGAUGGACUACAGCGUAGGUGGAAAGGGUCGGGAUAAGUUGUACGAUGGUGUCUUGGCAGCCUUGCAGGGAACGCUCGAGCGCUUGGCCCGGGCGGAGCAUGGCCCUAGCCUUGUCGGGCUUCGCCUUCCCAUCAGCAAGGAUGACGUCGGAUAUCUGGUCGAUGAGAUCUUCCGCGGCAAGAGCGUUGUUAGUGGCCUCCCCAGUCGAGUCAGUCUUGUUCCCUGGGAGCGGCCUGAGCGAGGAUUCGGACCUGAUCCGGAGUGGAUGAAGCAGGGGCAGACCUUUGUUCUGCUUGAGUUGAAGGAUUUAGUGUGUAUGACUAAGGAUGAAGCUGUACGGCAUGAAAAAGAAGUGCUUCUGGGUGGUAAGCAGCUGCAGGAGGUAUACGAUUCCAAGACGAUUGAAAUGGUGCAGAAGCGUCAACGGGAGAUGGAGUUUCACGAGCAAUAUCGCUAA
Molecule: messenger RNA, 1539 nt
Organism: Aspergillus luchuensis
Lineage: Eukaryota; Fungi; Ascomycota; Eurotiomycetes; Eurotiales; Aspergillaceae
Product: tRNA threonylcarbamoyladenosine dehydratase
Exons: 3
Coding region: 1-1539 (512 amino acids)
Biological process (GO): cyclic threonylcarbamoyladenosine biosynthetic process
Cellular component (GO): mitochondrial outer membrane
Molecular function (GO): ubiquitin-like modifier activating enzyme activity; tRNA threonylcarbamoyladenosine dehydratase activity
Source: RefSeq, a predicted model, not a curated record